AUGGGUGAUCUUCUUCAAUCUCAAGAGCCACAGCCACAGCCACCUCUUCUGUUCUUGCUCGGAGAACUCUCCGGCGAAACCAAGCAUGGUUUGGUCGACCCAAUCGACAACACGUUCAACAGCAUCGACUUUCCUGAACUCGAAAGCCAGUCCGAAUGCCUUUCUUCCAACUUCGGUUGGCUACUCAUACUCUCACGUGAAACCUCUUCACUCUUCUUCUUCAACCCCAUUACUCGUCACAGAAUCGACCUCCCAUUCUGGAACCAUCUUUUUGCCGUCGCCGCUUUCUCUGCUCCUCCAACCUCCCCUGAUUGCUCUGUUUUCGCCGUGGAGAUGCCCAAGUACUCUUGCAGACUUCGUAUAGAUACUCUUAACGUGGGACAAAAGGCUUGGACCCGCCAUGGCUACUUUAACAACAUAAAAACCACCUUCACUGGCGUUGUCGAAGCAGCCUAUAGUAAGGGAUGUUUGUACUGCGUGGAUAUGAGGGGGAGAGUUGGAAUCUUUGAUGGAAAACAUGGAAGUUGGAAGGUUGUUCCUUGCAAAGGUUUUCAGAAAGUUCAAGUUCCUUAUCUGGUUGAAUUCAAUGGAGAAAUAUAUGCAGCAAAGAAAGGAGCCUAUGGAGAGGUUGAGAAACUUGAGAGGUUGAUCAUGGACGAUAAUAGGGCCGUUUGGAAGGAGGUAAAGGAUUUGGGUGAUGUUGAUGUAUAUCUUGGACCAUAUGGUUCUUGUUUUUUGCCUUUGCAUGGUGAAAAUAUGGAGAAGAAGUUUUUUAUUGCUAAUCUUAGACCUAAAUCGAUGUAUCCAAUCUCCACCGUUGAUCUUGAUGACUGCAUCUGUAAGAAGAGUUCAAUCUCGGUUCCCGAAUCCUAUGGUUGUUAUUACACACCGGUUUGGAUUCAGAGGCAAAACCCAUAG
This is a messenger RNA of Ziziphus jujuba (common jujube), 918 nucleotides long. RefSeq names its product F-box protein At1g49360. The coding region runs from base 1 to 918 and encodes 305 amino acids. The record is from RefSeq and is a predicted model, not a curated record. Lineage: Eukaryota; Viridiplantae; Streptophyta; Magnoliopsida; Rosales; Rhamnaceae. The transcript has a single exon.